Messenger RNA from Bursaphelenchus xylophilus (pine wood nematode), 2066 nucleotides. The record is from the annotation of a GenBank genome assembly. Lineage: Eukaryota; Metazoa; Nematoda; Chromadorea; Rhabditida; Aphelenchoididae.
AUGCGUUCGGUGAGGAUUGCGCAGAUCGGGCGUGUUCGUCAAGCCCGUUUGGCCUCCUCGUUGCCCCGGAAGUCCUUGAACGGCAUCGGGGCGCGAGAAAUUGCGUAUCCUUUGGCCAAUCCAAAGCAACAAGUCCGAAGUUUGGACAAGGCUUUUGAUAGAAUCAAGUCUGGUGAUCACAUUUUCGUCCAUGGUAUUGCGGUAACGCCCACAUACUUGUUGGAAGGGCUCAGUGAAGCGGCCAAGGCCAAGGAUUUGAAGAAGAUUACCCUCCAUCAUCUCCAUCUCGAAGGCCCAACCCCUUGGACGGCGCCGGAUGUUAAGAGCAAGUGUUUUUGAUUAUUUCGUUUGUUUUUCUUUAGGUUGAACGGAAAAGUAACGAAAGAAACAGCGGGUUCUUAUCUGUGAUGUACCAGAUGGUGUCUAGGCUGAAAAUUCUGACAAGGUUAAUGAACUUUGGUGAUGAACGCACUUCAUCACGUUUUUUUUAUGAUUUUGAGCUGAUAGUUGAAGGAAAAUUUCUUUGAUUUCAAGACCUUUUAUAUCGAAAUUUUCGUCUGAUGCCUAGUGGAAGAGAUAAUUGACACAAAGGCGAAAAGUUACCCUAAUUUUGACCUUUUCAGAUAGAAUUCGGUCGAACUCGCUCUUCACCGGUCACAAUCUUCGUCAUGCGGUCAAUGAUGGCACUGCCGACUUCAACUCCAUCUUCCUUCACGAGAUCCCUCUACUUUUUCGUCGGGGCCAAGUUAAGCUUGCCGCAGCGCUAGUCCAGGUUUCUCCACCCGAUGCCAAAGGAUUCUGCUCCCUCGGAACCAGUGUUGACGCCGCCCGGGCUGCUUGUUGUCAUGCUGACAUCAUUAUUGCCGUCUCCAAUAAGUACGUUCCCCGCACUUUUGGCGAUGGCGUCAUCCACUCGUCGCAUUUUGAUGUGCUGGUCGAACAUGACACUCCAUUGCAUCAGAGAACGAUUGGAGAGAGCGGAGAGAUUGAUCAAAAAAUCGGGCAGAUCAUUGCCGAAAAUUUGGUUGAGGAUGGAGCCACUUUGCAGAUGGGUAAGAUAUUAUUUGAAGCCUUGUGCAUGCUGUGUUGAAUUUUUAGGUAUUGGUGCCAUCCCUGAUGCUGCUCUGGCCGCCUUGAAAAACCAUAAAGACCUGGGUAUUCACACCGAAAUGUGCUCGGACGGUUUGCUGCCUUUGAUCGAGUGUAAUGCCGUUACGAACGGCAAGAAAUACCAUCAUCCCGGUAAAACAGUCACCAGUUUUGCGUAUGGAACUCAGAAACUCUACGAUUUCCUCGAUGACAACACCUCCGUCCACUUUGGAGAUGUCCAAUGGGUUAAUGACCCGUCAAUUGUCAGACAAAAUCCCAAAGUUUGUGCCAUCAACUCGGCUGUGGAAGUCGAUCUGACUGGUCAGGUAAGACUUAAAUCACAUAAAAGUCAUGGUUUUGCGUCAAAUUUUUGCUUAGAAAAUGAAUUCUUAUCGCUUUUAUAUACGCGAUGACUAGCUGGUCAUGGAUAAUGUAAAAAUUCCAAUGAAAACAGAUAUUUUUUUGAUGGAGUAGUCAGUGGAUGUAAUUUCAGGUUGUCGCAGACUCCGUUGGUAAACGAUUCCUCUCCGGUUUCGGUGGGCAAGUCGACUUUAUCAGAGGCGCAGCUCUGGGUGAUGAUGGAGAAGGUCGGCCGAUCAUUGCUCUCCCAUCAGCCGCCAAAAAGGGUCAAUCCAAGAUUGUCCCGACAAUUAAUGAGGUAUGCUUACUGUUUACAGUGAUUUGAAGUUAAUCCUAGUCGAUUAAAACUGUAUAAUAUCGAUAUUAUCCAUGAUCUUACCGAAAUUAUUGAUAACACCGAAAUUUUUGAUAAUUCCCCUUAUCUUCAGGGAGCUGGAGUUGUGACAUCCCGUUCCCAUGUCCAUUACGUUGUCACUGAAUACGGUAUUGCUCAAUUGUGGGGCAAGAACAUGAGACAACGCGCUUAUGAACUGAUCAAAAUUGCCCAUCCCGACAACCGAGAGGCCCUCGAAAAGGCGGCCUUCGAACGUCUGAAGGUCAUCCCCACUGCGGAUUAG